AUCGUUCCCUGCCGGACCCUCAGAGUGUAACACCGAGCGGUGAGUGUAGCGGGUACGUCCAAAUAAAGUCACCACUAACGGAGCGACGAUGUCCUCGGUUCAGCAUCUGAAAGAGUUCAUCUCCCAGCGACUGACCGCUGCUGCUGUGGAAAUAUUCGGAGCCUUUGAACAAACCAUCGUCGAGUACGAAGAAGAGCUCGACCGUCAGCGCAGACUGUUGGACGCUGUGUUGAAACCUGAGAUCAAACUACACAGGAUAGAGAUUCCAGAUGUGUGUGAGGAAGAGGAGGAGGUUCCCACUCACCUGCAGAUUUCUCAUCACGUGAAGAAAACCACUCAGGAUGAAGAUGAUUCAAAUUUUCCACAAAUAAAAAAGGAACACGAGGAACCACACAGCAGUGAGGAAGGAGAGACGCUUGUUCUGAAGCAGGAGUCCGAUAAUGUGAUGAGUUCAGCAUACAAGGACAAUGCAGCAGAAGCAAAUGGUGACAGUCAGCUCCUCUCUCACAGCUCUCUUGUCACCCUCAAUGUAGACAACUCUGCUAUAGUAGAGAGUCCCACAGAUGGAAUUACUUUUAAAUGCACUACUUGUAGUAGAACCUUUAAGGGUAAGUAUGCAUUACAGAUGCAUGUGAAAACCCACACAAAGCAACAUCCAAUAUGUAACACAUGUGGAAAGAAAUUCCGUUAUUUAUCAGAGUUAAAAACACAUGAGAGGAUCCACACAGGUGAGAAGCCAUUCCUUUGCAAAACCUGCGGGAAACGAUUUACACGUGAUUCAUCUUUAAGAGUUCAUUUGAGAAUUCACACAGGUGAGAAGCCAUUCCCAUGCAAAAUCUGUGGAAAACGAUUUAGACUAAAACUCCACCUAAAAGGCCAUCUAAGGAUUCACACAGGUGAGAAGCCAUUCGCCUGUAAAACCUGCGGGAAACGAUUUACACAUGAUUCAACUUUAAGAGUUCAUUUGAGAAUUCACACAGGUGAGAAGCCAUUUAUCUGCAAAACCUGCGGGAAACAAUUUAGACGGAAACUCGGUCUGGAAGCUCAUCUAAGGACUCACACAGGUGAGAAGCCAUUUCUCUGCAAAACCUGCGGGAAACGAUUUACACAAGAAUCGCAUAUAAGAUCUCACCUGAGGAUUCACACAGAUGAGAAGCCAUUCCCCUGCAAAACCUGUGGAAAACGAUUUAGACGGAAACUGAAUCUGGAAACUCAUUUAAGGAUUCACACAGGUGAGAAGCCAUUCCUCUGCAAAACCUGCGGGAAACAAUUUAGACUGAAACACAGUCUGGAAGCUCAUCUAAGGGUUCACACAGGUGAGAAGCCAUUUCCCUGUAAAACCUGUGGGAAAAGGUUCAGAGAAAAGUCACAUCUAACAUGUCAUCUGAGGAUUCACACAGGUGAGAAGCCACAUGCAUGCAAAAGAUGUGGGAAACACUACAGUAGUAGCAACAACUUGAGAGUCCACAUGAGAAAAGUUCACACAGGUGAGAGACCAUACCUUUGCAAUGUCUGCGACAAAGGCUUCUUUGAGUUCAGGACUUUGAAGCAACACAUGAUGGUGCACACAGGUGAAAGUCCUAUUCCUGUGAAGCAUGAGGAUAAAGCUUUACAGGUGGUAAAGCCUUGUUGAACCACAUGAGGUCUCACACAGUUCUGUGUGGGACUGUGCAAAAGCUCACAAAUGGAACGGCAGCAUUUUAGUUAAAGUUAUGUGUAUGUGGCAGAUUGUCUUUUUCUAAUUGCCUAAUAAUAAAAUGAAUGAGAUACA
Messenger RNA from Betta splendens (Siamese fighting fish), 1771 nucleotides. RefSeq names its product gastrula zinc finger protein XlCGF57.1-like. The coding region runs from base 89 to 1633 and encodes 514 amino acids. Gene Ontology annotation, cellular component: nucleus. Gene Ontology annotation, biological process: regulation of transcription by RNA polymerase II. The record is from RefSeq and is a predicted model, not a curated record. Gene Ontology annotation, molecular function: RNA polymerase II cis-regulatory region sequence-specific DNA binding; DNA-binding transcription factor activity, RNA polymerase II-specific. The transcript is spliced from 2 exons. NCBI's taxonomy places the organism in Eukaryota, Metazoa, Chordata, Actinopteri, Anabantiformes, Osphronemidae.